AUGGACGACAUGCUGCUGCUGGCGAGAUGUCUGCUGCUGGUCCUCGCCUCCUCGCUGCUACUGUGCCCGGGGCUGGCGUGCGGGCCCGGCAGGGGCUUUGGAAAGAGGCGGCACCCCAAAAAGCUGACCCCUUUAGCCUACAAGCAGUUCAUCCCCAACGUAGCCGAGAAGACCCUGGGGGCCAGCGGCAGAUACGAAGGGAAGAUCUCCAGAAACUCCGAACGAUUUAAGGAACUCACCCCCAAUUAUAACCCCGACAUCAUAUUUAAGGAUGAGGAAAACACGGGAGCCGACCGGCUGAUGACUCAGAGGUGCAAGGACAAGUUAAACGCCUUAGCCAUCUCAGUGAUGAACCAGUGGCCAGGAGUGAAACUACGGGUGACUGAAGGCUGGGAUGAGGAUGGCCACCACUCAGAAGAGUCUCUGCACUAUGAGGGCCGAGCAGUGGACAUCACCACGUCUGACCGUGACCGCAGCAAGUACGGCAUGCUGGCCCGCCUGGCCGUGGAGGCCGGCUUUGACUGGGUCUACUAUGAAUCCAAAGCGCAUAUCCACUGCUCGGUGAAAGCAGAGAACUCCGUGGCGGCCAAAUCCGGAGGCUGCUUCCCAGGCUCGGCCACGGUGCACCUGGAGCAGGGUGGCACCAAGCUCGUGAAGGAUCUGCGCCCCGGGGACCGCGUGCUGGCGGCCGACGACCAGGGCCGGCUGCUCUACAGCGACUUCCUCACCUUCCUGGACCGCGACGACCGCGCCAAGAAGGUCUUCUACGUGGUGGAGACCCGGGAGCCGCGGGAGCGCCUCCUGCUCACGGCCGCGCACCUGCUCUUCGUGGCGCCGCCGCCGCCGCCGCUGCCGCCGCUCAACGCGUCCGCGGCCGGGUCCGGGCCCGGGUCCGAGCCUGCCGGCGCGCCGUGGGCCGCCGCGGGGCCCCCGCCCGGGGCGCUCUUCGCCAGCCGCGUGCGCCCGGGCCAGCGCGUGUACGUGGUGGCCGAGCGCGACGGGGACCGCCGGCUGCUGCCCGCCGCGGUGCACAGCGUGACGCUGCGCGAGGAGGUGGCGGGCGCGUACGCGCCGCUCACGGCGCAGGGCACCAUUCUCAUCAACCGGGUGCUGGCCUCGUGCUACGCCGUCAUCGAGGAGCACGGCCUGGCGCACCGGGCCUUCGCGCCCUUCCGCCUGGCGCACGCGCUGCUGGCCGCGCUGGCCCCUCCGGCGCCCACGGACCGCGGCGGCCACGGCCACGGCCCCGCGUCCGAGCCCGCGGCCGCCUCGGGCAUCCACUGGUACUCGCAGCUGCUCUACCACCUGGGCACCUGGCUGCUGGACAGCGAGGCCCUGCACCCCCUGGGCAUGGCGGUCACGGCCAGCUGAAGUCCACGGGGCGCGGGGGAGCGGGAAGUUACUGCGAGAGAGAAAGAGAGAGAGACACGCGGAAGAAGCGCACACAUGGAAGGAGACUCUUAAUUAUAAUAAUAAUUAAUAAUAAGUAGGACAGUCCAAAGUAGACUAUAAGGAAGACCCCGGGGAGUUCUGUUGUUGUGUUUAGUUUAUACAUACAUACAUAUAUAUAUAUAUUUUGAAUUUUUUCGUUAUUGUUUUAUUUUGGUUAUUUUCUCCUCUCCUGGCUAUUUAUUUGUUUGGUAUGAAUAGAUGUUUAAAUAAUAUGAACUGGACCUUCAAGAGCCUUAACUAGUUUGUGUCUUGGAUAAUUUAUUAUUAUCAUGUGAACUGGACUCACGGGGGGGGGGAAGAUUAUUGUGUGAGGCCAAGCGCCCUGCUCAAAGUCUAUUUUUCUAUGUGUCCUGAGCGAGAGAAAGCCACCUCGGUACUAUGCGUCCUCGGCUGCUAUUGUCCCGCUUCUGCAGCACGUGUAAACAAAGACAUGCUUCAUGGGGGUCCACAAAUUAUAUUUUUAUACACAGAAUUGUAAAUUAGAUUUUUGAGAGAUCAAUACUUAACUGAAUGACAUUUCAUUUUUUGAAAUAGUGUAAAAUAUGAAAAUAUAUUAUUUUAAUUUAAAUAGUUUCCAACGUAACAGCUGUCUUCUGUACUGUCUUCAUGGUUUGAUACUUCCUUUCUAAUCAUCAUUUUUGUCACGUCCUCGGAAGCCAAGACUGUUACACACACAUGCACGCACACACACACAUACACACAACUUUUUUUUUGGACAACUGGAAGAACUCUUGUUAUUUUUAACUUCAAAGAAUUUAUUAGAAAAUGAUAUUUUUUAAAAGCGCACAUAGUGAUGAGCCCACGAAGAUGGAGCCUGUAGUUUGUACAGAGAAAAACAAAGGAUGUUUUUGCAUUAAUAAAUCGAGAAAUAACUGCU
This is a messenger RNA of Jaculus jaculus (lesser Egyptian jerboa), 2329 nucleotides long. RefSeq names its product sonic hedgehog signaling molecule (gene Shh). Gene Ontology annotation, biological process: cell fate specification; intein-mediated protein splicing; oligodendrocyte differentiation. Lineage: Eukaryota; Metazoa; Chordata; Mammalia; Rodentia; Dipodidae. The coding region runs from base 1 to 1371 and encodes 456 amino acids. The record is from RefSeq and is a predicted model, not a curated record. Gene Ontology annotation, molecular function: calcium ion binding; patched binding. The transcript is spliced from 3 exons.